Molecule: messenger RNA, 1209 nt
Organism: Ilyonectria robusta
Lineage: Eukaryota; Fungi; Ascomycota; Sordariomycetes; Hypocreales; Nectriaceae
Product: ankyrin repeat-containing domain protein
Exons: 2
Coding region: 1-1209 (402 amino acids)
Molecular function (GO): protein binding
Source: RefSeq, a predicted model, not a curated record
AUGGAGUUGCUACGUGGUGCCGGCUUUGACAUUACUGCCGGCAACUUCGACAACGUUCAAGCGCUUAAUUGGGUUAUCGAAAAUAAGCACAGAGCCUGCGUACGCCCGUUGCUUGAGAAUUACACGAUCACCCGCGAGAUGGCAAAGCACGUUCAUAAAGUACUGGCAGAAGCAGCUGCAUCCGGGCAGGCCGAAACAGUUCGUCUCCUGCUGGAGGGUGGUGCCAAUCCCAAUGGCCACGAUGCAGAAGAUAGCCCAAUAGACUGGGCCAUCAUGAUAGGGGACCAGGAAAUCGUGCGACUUUUCUUAGACCACGGAGCCGAUGUGAAGUCCUCCCGUGGGGUUUCUCGUUUCUCUACGAUGCACCUUGCGGUUCCAAGCGGGGACGUUAAAAUUGCUCAGUGGCUGAUCGACGCGGGAGUAUCUUAUCAAACCGCCGAUGAACAAGGGCGGCUACCACUACAUCAUGCUGUCGGUUCUGGGCAUCUGGACCUUGUCAGAUUAUUCCUCGAUCACGGCUGCAACCCCAACGCAAUAGACAAUGACGGCUUCACCCCCUUACAUACUGCCGCUCAGCAGGAUCAAGCCCUGAUUGCUGAGUGCUUAAUCGAAAAGGGGGCGGAUAUUGACGCCCGGGAAGCUCUUGGAGGAAGCCCGCUCAAAAUUGCUGCUUUUACCAGAAAUGUGGAGGGUGUUGUUCGGCUAGGUCUUGAUGAUGGCGCAGACAUUCGUACCCCAGGAGAGUCGAGGAAGACUCUUUUGCAUUUCGCGGCAGGCAACGGCCACAAGGAAGUCGUCAAGCUUCUACUAGACAGACAUGCCGAUAUCGAAGCUAGAGAGACGGAGUUCAACAGAACAGCACUACAAAUGGCUGCUGAAAAUGGCCACGAAGAGGUUCUUCAACUCUUAUUAGCGUGUGGUGUCAAAACUAGUGCCAGUGGCGGCUUAUAUGGCACCGCCUUACAGUCUGCUGUUGUAGAGGGCCAUAGCAAGGCGGCCCUCGCGCUUCUAGAUCAUGGGGCCGAUGUAAAUGGUCGCGGAGGGGUUUACGGCACAGCUCUUCAAGCUGCAGCUUGGAAACAUAACGAAGAGCUCCUGAAAAUGUUGCUCGAUCGUGGAGCAGAUGUUGGCAUCAGAGGUGGAGAGUACGGUUCUGCAUUGGGAGCUGCCAGGGCUGCUCUUCUGGAAGACUGGGGCGGGAGCACGUGA